Orbicella faveolata is the source of this 1530-nucleotide messenger RNA. RefSeq lists its product as uncharacterized. NCBI's taxonomy places the organism in Eukaryota, Metazoa, Cnidaria, Anthozoa, Scleractinia, Merulinidae. The record is from RefSeq and is a predicted model, not a curated record.
AUGGAUGGUAACAUUCUAAAUGAAGAGCUAUCUGAGGUAGAGCCACCCUCAAAGCGGUUAAGAGGAACGCAAUACAAAGAAGGUUCCUCGCAGUUUAAUUCCCAAACGGUACGCCCAAAUUACGUUGGGUACGAAGGGGAAUAUUAUCACAGAGCUGAAUUUUUAUCCCUUCAGCAAGGUAAAGUAUACCAACCUUUAACGUCUAGAAUGUCUCGCUGGAUGACAGUUUCGACAAGUGACUUCUACGAAAGAGUGGAAAAAAUUGUUUCGCCAAAGAAGACCGAUUCUGGCCUCUAUCUUGAAGACAUUGCGGCGUUCUGGGUUCCACGCGUUGGUCCGAAGUGCGGCCUAGUCUUGCGAAUGCUGCAGGAUAUUUUACCUGAGCUCGAAAUAGUUGAAAGGGAACGUUUACUUGCAGAAGAGAGACGUAUAGAAGAAGAGAAAAAGAAAAAGAAAAUGGGAGAACCACAAGAUAUGUCUGUACGCCUUCUCAAAGAAGUCCUUGACGACCUUAACGUUACUUAUAAAGCGAGUGAAAAGAAACGUGACCUUAUUGCCAAAGUUCGCCAAGCCCGAGAAAGAAGAGGUCUGGAUUCGCCACUGCUAAUUUACCUCGGUAGCAAAAAUCAUUUUUCGAGUUGUGUCUCGUUUCAGGUAGCCCGGAAUAAAGACAUAACAGUGGCUACUCUAGGAGUGUUUUCAUGGAGUCUUUUCCAGUUCACCUUGGUGACUACGUCCAUGGGAGAGAAAGACGACAAACAAGAAGAAACCGAAAUAGGAGACCCAGACCAGGUGAACAACCAUAAAACAGUAAAAAAUCAAUGGCUGCUUGGUAUUUAUUGGGUGAAAAUAUUUUUGCAGUCUGGAAGCGUUGAAGCUGGUUUAACAAGAAAAUAUCUACGCAAAGCUGCUGAAGCUAGAAAAAGAGGUAAACAAAGGAAAGAACUGAAGAGAUUAAAUGAUGAAGAAGCUGACAAGGAAAUGAGAAAACUUGAACUCCAAGGAGACCGAUAUGGUAUAAUCGCCGCCAUGUUCAUGCAAGACGGUCCUUUCUUAAUUCUUCGACUUUACCUUGUUAUCAAAUACGACUUCUUUAUGGACUCGACAUUCAUGUUUUAUAUCGGCAAGAACAUAAUUUCUCUUCUGUUGAUGAUAUACCGUCUCUAUGUCAUUCACUUUCAUGCGAAGGAAGAAGAAUUAUUGCAGUCAGAAAAAUCCUGGGGAACAAAAGGAUUUCGAACCCUCUCAUUUGUGUUGAUUGGAGCUCAUAAAUUCAACUCAAGAAAAUUGAAAUCAAAGAAAUUACGCUGGGGGAGAAUAAACUUGAUCCGGUGGAAGAAAAACUUUUCUGUAAAUUAAACACCACAAAAACUGUACAUGUUGUGAUGCAUGGCACGGCGCAUGGCACAUCUUUCUGAAGUUACGCGAAUUUUCGUCAAAAAGAGGAUUUUCAGAAGAACAGUUUUUUUUUUAAAUAAAAUAAAUUGAAUUAUUCUCCCAUUUUUAGUGGUUCCUACUUCUGAUCAAUCG